Molecule: messenger RNA, 975 nt
Organism: Striga hermonthica
Lineage: Eukaryota; Viridiplantae; Streptophyta; Magnoliopsida; Lamiales; Orobanchaceae
Source: the annotation of a GenBank genome assembly
AUGCCGCUAGCGAUAAGAUUAGCGGCUCUGUUAUUGUUUUUCGCCAUUGUUGCAGCCGAAAAUCCUUACAGAUUUUUCACUUGGAAUGUCACUUACGGUACUAUUUAUCCUCUUGACGUCCCCCAACAGGGUAUUUUGAUAAAUGGGCAAUUUCCUGGUCCUGAUAUUUACUCGGUCACCAAUGAUAAUAUCAUCGUUAAUGUGUUCAACAGCCUCGAUGAACCUUUCCUCAUUCAUUGGAAAUGGACAAAAGCAAUUGGGACCUUUCUAACAUAUUCUAGUGGGGAAAUUGUGAAAAUUCAGUUUAAGGAAAUGGACAAACCCAAAUGGGACAUAGGUAGACAUGGCCAGUCAACGAGUUCGGGCCCAGGACGACGGUCCUCAAAACACUGGCCCGUGACUGAACCGGAAAGUUCUUACGGCCGGUUCAUCGGACCGCGCUUGAGGUCAAUUCUGGACGGGGGCAACAAACUACCUUUCCCGGACGGCAUUCUAAUCAACGGCCGCGGCCCGAAUGUCACCUCAUUCACAGUCCAACAAGGAAAAACCUAUAGGUUUCGCGUGUGCAAUGUGGGUUUGCAAAACUCGCUCAACUUCCGCAUUCAGAGCCACAAAAUGAAGGUGGUUGAGGUGGAAGGCACGCACACCGUCCAGGUCAGCUACUCGUCACUCGACAUUCACUUGGGCCAGUGCAUGUCCGUCCUUGUCACGGCCGAUCAGCAGCCCAAGGACUAUGUCUUCCUCGUCUCAUCCCGUUUCACCAAUCCGGUCCUAACGACAAGGGGUUUCCUCCGUUAUGCCGGCUCAAACGGGCCUUCGUCCGAUCCUCUGCCCGGUGGGCCCACCACCCAAAUCGAUUGGUCCCUCAAUCAGGCCCGUUCCAUUAGAACUUUCAUCGAGAUCGUGUUUGAGAAUCCGGAGGAUAUUGUGCAGAGCUACCACCUCAGUGGAUAUUCCUUCUUUGUUGUAGGGUGA